AUGGGCGGCGCCGUUGGCUUCGGUUCCCUGCUGAGAUAUCCCUCCAUUGUCUACAAUAACAACGGUCUCCAAUUCUUCAUUCCCUACCUCCUAUCCCUCAUAACUCUCGCCAUCCCCACCCUCAUGCUGGAGAUCGCCAUCGGCCAGGCCUACCGCGCCGGUUGCGUCGUUGCCUGGCAUACAGCCAACAAGCACGCCAAGGGUAUUGGGCUCGGUGUCAUCUACAACGGCUACGCUGUCACCAUCUACUUUGUUCCCAUGAUCGCCUGGAUCAUGAAGUUCUUCCGUCACUCUUUCACGAGCCCCCUCCCCUGGAUGGGCCGCAGUGCCGAGUUCUACGAAGAAACCAUCUUAGGAAAGGUUGCCGCCAACCCUGGCAGCAUCGCCGACGACGGCAGCAUCGCCCGAUAUACCUCGUACCCCGGCACGGCCAUGAUCGGCGAGACCGUGGGCUGGACCAUAUUCACCUGGUUUGUCAUGUGGAUGUGCAUCUUUCGCGGCGUGGGGUUGACCGGCCGCGUCAUCUACUUCACCAUGGGCAUUCCCUUGCUUCUUAUCGUCAUCCUGAUCGGCCGGAGCGCUGCCCUACCCAACGCUAUUGAUGGCGUCCGCCUCUACAUGGCUGUCUGGGACUCCUCGAAGCUUGCCAGCCCGACUCUGUGGCAGGAGGCUUGCGGGCAAAUCUUCUUCUCCGCCGGCAUUGGCAUGGGUUAUUACACCAGUUAUGCCUCCUACAACGCCAAGUACUCCAACGCGGUCCAGGACGCCGUAAUUAUUGGCACAUGCAACAUGUUCAUCGAAGUCGUUGCUGCUUUUGCCGUCUUCAGUGUUGUGGGAUACCUCGGUAUGGACCCCGCCGACGGCGAGCCCCUCGACAGUUUCACCGCAGCGUUCUUAACCUAUCCCGAGGCGCUCGCCCAGAUGCCUGGCGCCAACUUCUUCGCUGUCAUCUUCUUUGCCACCCUGUUCCUCCUCGGUAUGAGCUCGGCCUUUGCCAUGCUGGAGGCUUUGCUCACCGGCAUCAUGGACACCGACUGGGGACGCAGGUGGCCUCGUCCCGCUGUUGUAUCUGUUGUCAUCUUCGUGUCCAUGCUCAUCUCUCUGCCCUUCACCACUGAGUUUGGCUAUGAUCUCCUUGCAGCUGCCGACACUUGGGUGAACUACCUCGCGCUCUUCUUCAUAGUCUGGGCCGAAGCCACCUGUGCCACCACUCUGUACCGCUACAAGGACGUUGUCGACCAGUGCGGUCUGCCGUCGUUCGUCUUGUACAAUAUUGGUUACAUCGGCGGGCAGAUCUUCGGUUUUGCUGUCGGCCACGCCGUGUCGCCUGAGGCCGGAGCCGGCGUUGGGUUUGGCAUCUUCUUCCUUUGCCUUGCCUUUUCGCUCUUCGUCGGCAGAAGUCCUGAGGCCGAGACUCCCAGCUUCUGGGGAACUAGCGGAAACAUUGUUCGCAAGUUCUGGUGGCUGGCUUUCUACUCGGGUAACCAAAUCCGUCGCGAUCUAAACUCGAUCAUCGGAACCGGGAAGAACUGGACUUUGCCGUACAUUUUCGGCCCUGUCCUACGAUACAUCACCGCCCCCAUCAUUGGCAUGCUGUUCUCCAUGGCAUAUCCCCUAUUCUACGAGAACCGCAUGAAUCCUCUCCACAUUGCCGGGUUUGGUUUCAUGCAUCUGGUCAUUGUGUUUUCCAUCUUUGGGCUUUUCCUACCCCGAUGGUUUAAUGUCUUUGUCCCGCGCAACCGCCUCAACGAUGGCACAUAUCCCGUAACGCCUGGUGUUAUUCUGAAGCGCGCCAACGCCGACAACGACUACGCAGAUGGCGUGUCUGAUGAGGAAACUGGCGGCACAACUACCUAUGGGAGAAGCUCUGAUGAGACACUGCAAGGUAAGAAGAGCAGCACGCUUGACGACGUGCCCAAGGACACCGUGUCCAGCGAGAAUUGCUCAAAGGAAGAAGUCCCCAGGUGA
Verticillium alfalfae VaMs.102 is the source of this 1968-nucleotide messenger RNA. Its product is annotated as creatine transporter. The coding region runs from base 1 to 1968 and encodes 655 amino acids. Gene Ontology annotation, biological process: sodium ion transmembrane transport. NCBI's taxonomy places the organism in Eukaryota, Fungi, Ascomycota, Sordariomycetes, Glomerellales, Plectosphaerellaceae. The transcript has 2 exons. The record is from RefSeq and is a predicted model, not a curated record. Gene Ontology annotation, cellular component: membrane.